GGGGCGGAGAGCUGCGCGGGCGCCCGGCGACCGGGAGAGAGAGGGCGGGCACCACGCACCGGACCGCGGGCCGGGAGCGCGCACGCCGCGCCCCGCCCCCGGCGCUGCCCCCGCUGCCGCCGCCACCGCCGCAGCCACCGCCGCCGCCGCCGCCGCCCGGGAGCUGCUGCCGCCACAGGUGCCAGCCGAUGGUGUCCAUUGUCAGUGCUAUCCGGCGCACACCAGGCUGAUCCAUGGUCACUUUCCGGGAUGGCAGCAAGGUGACUUCAGCUGAGGAUGACCCUGACUGAAAGGCUGCGUGAGAAGAUAUCUCAGGCCUUCUACAACCAUGGGCUGCUCUGCGCAUCCUACCCCAUCCCUAUCAUCCUCUUCACAGGGCUCUGCAUCGUAGCCUGCUGCUGCCCACUGCUGAAACUGCCCCUGCCAGGGACGGGACCGGUGGAGUUCACCACUCCCGUGAAGGACUACUCGCCCCCGCCUGUGGCCCUUGACCACAAACCAGGGGAGCCCAGUGAGCGGCCAGAGUGGUAUGUGGGCGCCCCCGUGGCUUACAUCCAGCAGAUAUUUGUGAAGUCCUCGGUGUCUCCCUGGCACAAGAGCCUCCUGGCCGUGGAUGUGUUUCGCUCCCCUCUGUCCCGCGCAUUCCAGCUGGUGGAAGAGAUCCGGAACCAUGUGCUGACAGACAGUUCCGGGACGAGGGGCCUGGAGGAGGUGUGCCUGCAGGUGACUGACCUGCUGCCAGGCCUCAGGAAGCUCCGGAACCUCCUUCCGGAGCAUGGAUGCCUGCUGCUGUCCCCUGGGAACUUCUGGCAGAAUGACCGGGAACGCUUCCAUGCUGAUCCUGACAUCAUUGGGACCAUCCACCAGCACGAGCCCAAAACCCUACAGACUUCAGCCACGAUCAAAGACUUGCUGUUCGGUGUUCCCGGGAAGUACAGCGGGGUGGGCCUCUACACCAGGAAGAGGAUGGUCUCGUACACCAUCACCCUGGUCUUCCAGCGCUACCAUGCCAAGUUCCUGGGCAGCCUGCGGGCCCGCCUGAUGCUGCUGCACCCCAGCCCCAACUGCAGCCUGCGGGCGGAGAGCCUGGUCCACGUGCACUUCAAGGAGGAGAUUGGCAUCGCCGAGCUCAUCCCCCUCGUGACCACCUACAUCAUCUUGUUCGCCUACAUCUACUUCUCCACACGCAAGAUCGACAUGGUCAAGUCCAAGUGGGGGCUGGCCCUGGCUGCCGUGGUCACAGUGCUCAGCUCGCUGCUUAUGUCCGUGGGGCUCUGCACACUCUUCGGCCUGACACCCACCCUCAAUGGCGGCGAGAUUUUCCCUUACCUUGUGGUGGUUAUUGGGUUAGAGAACGUGUUGGUGCUCACCAAGUCUGUGGUCUCGACCCCAGUGGACCUGGAGGUGAAGCUGCGCAUUGCCCAAGGCCUAAGCAGUGAGAGCUGGUCCAUCAUGAAGAACAUGGCCACGGAGCUGGGCAUCAUCCUCAUUGGCUACUUUACCCUGGUGCCCGCCAUCCAGGAGUUCUGUCUCUUCGCCGUUGUGGGCCUGGUGUCGGACUUCUUCCUUCAGAUGCUGUUUUUCACCACUGUCCUUUCCAUUGAUAUCCGCCGGAUGGAGCUAGCAGACCUGAACAAGCGGCUGCCCCCAGAGGCCUGCCUGCCCCCAGCAAAACCAGUGGGGCGGCCAGCACGCUUCGAGCGGCAGCUGGCUGUGCGGCCCUCCACACCCCACACCAUCACUCUGCAACCGUCCUCCUUCCGAAACCUGCGGCUCCCCAAGAGGCUGCGCGUCAUCUACUUCCUGGCCCGCACCCGCCUGGCGCAGCGCCUCAUCAUGGCUGGCACUGUCGUCUGGAUCGGCAUCCUGGUGUACACAGACCCAGCAGGGCUGCGCACGUACCUCGCUGCCCAGGUGACAGAGCAGAGCCCUCUGGGCGAUGGCGCCCUGACUCCCAUGCCUGUGCCUAGUGGCGUACUGCCCGCCAGCCACCCCGACCCUGCUUUCUCCAUCUUCCCACCUGAUGCCCCUAAGCUACCUGAGAACCAUACGUUGCCUGGAGAGCCUCCUGAGCCUGGGGGCCCAGCAGAGGGCGCCCCUGACAGCCCUGUCCCAGAAGUAACCUGGGGGCCUGAGGAUGAGGAACUUUGGAGGACCCUCUCCUUCCGCCACUGGCCUACGCUCUUCAGCUACUACAACAUCACACUGGCCAAGAGGUACAUCAGCCUGCUGCCUGUCAUCCCGGUCACCCUGCGCCUGAACCCCAGGGAGGCCCUGGAGGGGCGGCAUCCUCAGGACGGCCGCAGCGCCUGGCCCCCGCAGCGUCAGGGCCCGGGGGGGCUCUGGGAGGCCGGCCCCAGGGCACCGGGGGUGGUGCCUGCCCACGGCGACAUCACCCUGUACAAGGUGGCGGCGCUCGGCCUGGCGGCUGGCAUGGUGCUCGUGCUGCUGCUGCUCUGCCUCUACCGCGUGCUCUGCCCGCGCAACUACGGGCAGCCCGGCAGCGGGCCUGGGCGGCGGCGGCGCGGGGAGCUGCCCUGCGACGACUACGGCUACGCGCCGCCCGAGACGGAGAUCGUACCGCUGGUGCUGCGCGGGCACCUCAUGGACAUCGAGUGUCUGGCCAGCGACGGCAUGUUGCUGGUGAGCUGCUGCCUGGCGGGCCACGUGUGUGUGUGGGACGCGCAGACCGGGGACUGCCUCACGCGCAUCCCGCGACUGGGGCUGCGCCGCGACAGUGGUGUUGGCAGCGUGUUCGAGGCGCAGGAGAGCUGGGAACGGCUGUCGGACAGCGGGAAGGGGGGCCUGGAGGAGCCGGGGGACAGCCCUCCCCUGCGGCACCGGCCCCGGGGCCCCCAGCCGCCUGCCCUCUUCGGGGACCAGCCAGACCUCACCUGCCUGAUCGACACCAACUUCUCGGCCCAGCCGAGGCUCUCGGAAUCCACGCAGCCUGAGCCCCGGCACCGGGCGGGCUGCAGCCGUGCUCGCGAGGGCCCGGGCUACGACUUCAGCCGCCUGGUGCAGCGCGUGUACCAGGAGGACGGCCUGGCGCCCAGCCACACGCCAGCCCUGCGCCCGGCCUCCCCUGGGCCCGGGUCGCCCCCGACGCCUGAGGACGAGGGGGGCUGUCCUCCUGAGAAGGGCUCCCCUUCCCUGGCUUGGGCCCCCAGCGCAGACGGCUCCAUCUGGAGCCUGGAGCUGCAGGGCAGCCUUAUCGUGGUGGGGCGGAGCAGCGGCCGCCUGGAGGUGUGGGACGCCAUUGAGGGCACACUGCGCUGCAGCAGCGAGGAGGUGUCCUCGGGCAUCACAGCCCUCGUAUUCCUGGACAAGAGGGUUGUGGCUGCCCGGCUCAACGGUUCGCUGGAUUUCUUCUCCUUGGAGACCCACCCUGCCCUCAGCCCCCUGCAGUUCCGAGGGACUCCAGGGCGGAGCAGUUCCCCCGCAUCCCCUGUGUACAGCAGCAGUGACGCGGUAGCCUGUCGCCUCACCCACACCGUGCCCUGUGCACACCAGAAACCCAUUACAGCCCUGAAGGCCGCGGCCGGGCGACUCGUGACCGGGAGCCAGGACCACACGCUGAGAGUGUUCCGUCUGGAGGACUCGUGUUGCCUCUUCACCCUGCAGGGCCACUCGGGGGCCAUCACAGCGGUGUACGUUGACCAGACCAUGGUGCUGGCCAGUGGAGGACAAGAUGGGGCCAUCUGCCUGUGGGAUGUGCUGACGGGCAGCCGGGUUAGCCACAUGUUCGCUCACCGCGGGGAUGUCACCUCCCUUACCUGUACCACCUCCUGCGUCAUCAGUAGUGGCCUGGAUGACCUCAUCAGCAUCUGGGACCGGAGCACUGGCAUCAAGCUCUACUCCAUUCAGCAGGACCUGGGCUGUGGUGCAAGCUUGGGGGUCAUCUCCGACAACCUGCUGGUGACUGGCGGCCAGGGCUGUGUCUCCUUUUGGGACCUAAACUACGGGGAUCUGUUACAGACCGUCUACCUGGGGAAAAACAGUGAGGCCCAGCCCACUCGCCAGAUCCUGGUGCUGGACAAUGCCGCCAUUGUCUGCAACUUCGGCAGCGAGCUCAGCCUCGUGUACGUGCCCUCCGUGCUGGAGAAGCUGGACUGAGCAGGGGUGGGAGCUGACGGUGCACAGCUGAGUCUUCAGAAGCAGUCUCUGAACUGUCCUGUCCUGCCUCGUGACUGUAAUAAUAUUAAACUUUUUUUUUUUUUAAUCCCA
Lutra lutra (Eurasian river otter) is the source of this 4227-nucleotide messenger RNA. It is a transcript of the gene SCAP, whose product is annotated as SREBF chaperone. Gene Ontology annotation, molecular function: sterol binding; protein binding. The transcript has 23 exons. The record is from RefSeq and is a predicted model, not a curated record. NCBI's taxonomy places the organism in Eukaryota, Metazoa, Chordata, Mammalia, Carnivora, Mustelidae. Gene Ontology annotation, biological process: SREBP signaling pathway. Gene Ontology annotation, cellular component: Golgi membrane; endoplasmic reticulum membrane. The coding region runs from base 277 to 4116 and encodes 1279 amino acids.